AAGGACUCUACCUUCCCUUUAGUUGUCAAGCCACGGGAUGGCUUGCCGGAUUUGCCGAAGUAUCGGCAUCACGGUCACUUUAUGCCAAAACGCUUUACCGGGAAGCUUUGCGGGUUCCUUUUCGAUCACCUGGAGCGCUGUACGUUCGGCGACCGGCUGCGCUGGGUCGAUCGGACGUCGGGGGUCUUCCAGAUAUUUUGGCGGCACGGCAACGGUGCAUCAGCUACUCCGGAGGAGGACUGCGCGGUCUUCAUGGAAUGGCAUCGGUAUAAAAACCGCCGCUCCCAGGAGUGCGCUGCACUGGACGCGAAGCAACGAUUUCGCGCAGCCUUGAACAAGAUGAAACUGGACGUCGUGAAGAAGUGGGAGAGUGAAGUACCUGAAAAGAACUUUCAGUAUCGCAGAUUUCCAAAAGAAGAUUUAGAAUACCUGUUGAAGAAAGAAGACCAGCGUGUUCCCGCUUCGCCCGCAGUCUCUGGUGACGACGUGUCCGAGACUGAGUCGCAACCGGCCUCGCCCCACGUCCUAUCGAGCCCUGACGCGGACUCUGAGCCAACCUCAUCCGACAGCUUUCAGAGCGCGGGGUCCGAGCCGCUGGCAACACAGUUAACGUCGCCCGCGGUGAAGUCGCCGGAGGAUUGGUGGCAGCCGCUGAUGGAUGUCCGCCAUUCCUACAUGACUCCGCUGGGCUCCGAGGCGCCUUACAGAUUGCUGACCGGGGACGAGAUGGAAGACAUGUUUUACACAUACAACAAUGACGAGAACGCUGACAAGGGGUCGCUUGGCGGCUUAGCACAUAGCGAUGUGCUGCUAUGUACGGACGAAACCCUUCCCCAUGACGACACCAUUGAUGAGAAACUUCUUGACGAUCCAUACGUUGGUGAGCUGCUGCUCAUGGACGAAAACACUCUCGUUUCUACAUUAGGUGACAAUUUGAUUCUAUAGCUAUAGCAGUGUCACUUCGUCCAACGGUCACUUCUUCCCAUCCAGGUAUGCAUGUUCACCCAGGGCUUCUUGUUGAUAUAUUUGCCUUUGCUUUCAUCGCUUUAUUUUACUCUCUCUUAUGCUUUGAACGUGCUGCGGUAUCUUAGCGGCUGUGUAGUGUGCUGCCGCUGAAGUCGCCGGUUAUAUUCCAGUGGCCGCAUUUUCAUAAACAUAGAAAGCAAAAACAUUUUUGGGGGAUAUAUUGAUGUGCUUUAUUGAAGCAGUUCCAUGUGGUCAAAAUUCACCCCGCAGCCCUUCACAAUGAUGUUGUAAGAGCCUCAUUCCGUUAACCAUUGUAAUAAGACGGCGUACAAUGAACUUGUCGCAUUUGUUCGAAGCUGCAGCGUUUAGUAUUGUGGUUACGACUUAUAGUCGUACGAGGGAAAGUAAUGCAAGAGAAUGCCGAUAAAGUUACCCUUCUAUGAAAAGACGAGGGACUGAAAUUUCUGUUGAUUUAGCAAAGCAACGAAGGCGUGCGCUUUGCCUGGUUCUUUUUUACUUCACUGACAGAUAAAAACAGUGUCGGUUUACCAUCAGCCUAUUUUAUGAGCACUGUACAAGACGGUACGUCUCUCCUAGCGAUCUCCAAGUUACCGUGCGUAUACCUCUCUCAAAUAGACAACUUCUUUGCGCGGUUUAUCUUAGCCAGUAAGUCGUAAUUUUUGUUUCCCACGUCGCGUUUCACCGACACCAUGCACAUUGGCGUUCAACUAGAAGGGACUCAAAACAUGUAUACUGUAGCUUUCGCAUCUGGACCUUUUGGACAAGAUCAAUUUUAGUAUCUCUUCUUAUGAGUGCGUUCUGUCUGUCACUUCUUUGAUUUAUUGUUUUUAAAGGGAAACGUGGGUGUCUGUACAAAGCUCGGGUAUAGCGAAGGAAUUGCACCGAAUAUAGUGAACGCGUUUGCAAAGUCUUGGGUAUAUUUCGGGCAGUGGCAAAACAGACCCUAGGAACUUCUGAAGGGAUGUGAGAACUUUCUUUUCGCUAUCUGUGUUGUGUGAGUUGAUCGGACUGGCAAACAUCUGCAAGGUUUUUUUUUCUUUAUCUUUUUUUUUUUUUUUGCUCACUGUACGUUGAACAAACUUUCUAGAUGACUGCAGUCUAAAGUAGGAUAAAACGCACGCAUCCCGAUUUCUCUACUUUCUGGUGGUGGCUCUUUAAUUUGUACGGCAAGGAUCUCAGGCACCUAGCCAGUCCUGUGUAUAUAGUGCUCAUAUACUUCAUUAUUUUGUUACAUAUUGUCUGUCUUUGGUAUCUCCCCGUCAGGGACGGUGUUUAUAUAUGUACAGUGUUUUCGUGGCAGUUUUCGUGGAACGCACUUUAGUGCGUUCGUUGCAAUCUGUGAUGUGAUUAUAAUAUAUGUUUGUUGAAUAAAACAUGGUUGAUUGCUCAGUACCUAUUUUAUUGAUUAAGCUGCUUUAAUUAUUCGAAAUUGCUUCAAGCUUGCACAACA
This is a messenger RNA of Dermacentor silvarum, 2437 nucleotides long. RefSeq lists its product as uncharacterized. Gene Ontology annotation, molecular function: transcription cis-regulatory region binding. Bases 82 to 945 code for a protein of 287 amino acids. The transcript has 4 exons. Lineage: Eukaryota; Metazoa; Arthropoda; Arachnida; Ixodida; Ixodidae. The record is from RefSeq and is a predicted model, not a curated record.